Messenger RNA from Ochotona curzoniae (black-lipped pika), 1711 nucleotides. RefSeq names its product olfactory receptor 15-like. Gene Ontology annotation, cellular component: membrane. The record is from RefSeq and is a predicted model, not a curated record. Lineage: Eukaryota; Metazoa; Chordata; Mammalia; Lagomorpha; Ochotonidae. Gene Ontology annotation, molecular function: G protein-coupled receptor activity; olfactory receptor activity. The coding region runs from base 16 to 957 and encodes 313 amino acids. Gene Ontology annotation, biological process: G protein-coupled receptor signaling pathway. The transcript has a single exon.
GACUGAAGCCAACCAAUGAUGGAAGGAGCGGGCAACGAGUCUCGUGGGGGUUUCAUCCUGCUGGGCAUUUCUGGCCAUCCCCAGCUUGAGAUGACCUUUUUUGUUGUCAUUCUCUUCUCCUAUCUGCUGACUCUCAUUGGGAAUUCAAGCAUCAUUCUGCUUUCCUGCCUUGAUGCCCGGCUCCAUUCUCCCAUGUACUUCUUCCUCAGCAAUCUCUCUUCCCUAGACCUUGCUUUUACCACCAGCUCAGUCCCCCAAAUGCUUUUCAAUUUAUGGGGACCAGACAAGACCAUCAGCUACGGCGGCUGUGUGACCCAGCUGUAUGUUUUCCUUUGGCUAGGGGCUACUGAGUGCAUCCUGCUUGUGGUCAUGGCUUUGGACCGCUACGUUGCCAUUUGUCAGCCCCUGCACUACAGCAUCACCAUGAGUCCUCAGCGCUGCUGGCUUCUGGCUGCUGCUGCCUGGCUGGGGGGCUUGGGCAACUCGGUGAUCCAGUCAACAUUCACUCUGCAGCUUCCAUUCUGUGGGCACCGGAGCGUGGACAACUUCCUAUGUGAGGUGCCUGCCAUGAUCAAACUGGCCUGUGGAGACACGAAGCUCCAUGAGGCCGUGCUCAAUGGCGUCUGCACCUUCUUCACGGCCAUCCCACUGAGCGUCAUUGUGAUCUCUUACUGCCGCAUCGCCCAGGCCGUGCUGAGGAUCCGCUCGGCCGAGGGACAGAGAAAGGCCUGGAACACGUGCCUGUCCCACCUGGCGGUGGUGUUUCUUUUCUACGGCUCGGCCAUCUACGGGUACCUGCUUCCGGCCAAGAACAGCAACCAGGACCAGGGCAAAUUCAUUUCCCUCUUCUACUCAGUGGUUACACCCAUGGUGAAUCCUCUCAUCUACACGCUGAGGAACAAGGAAGUAAAGGGGGCUCUGAGAAGGCUUCUGAGGAGAGGACGAGGAGGCACUUGAUAUGAGAAAAUUCCUCCAUCGUUUUUUGCUGCUUUAUCUCUAUUCAUUUGUUUCCCUCGUUAUUUUUCUGCCUAGAAGAGUGUAAGGAGUCCUAACACUGAUAAAAAACAAGGCUUUCUCUUGACAACUCUAGCUGUUGAAAUGCAGUUGGUGUUAUUUCUGAUGUUCUGUACUCAAUUACAAAAGAUUCUUCUCUGGCUGUAGCAAAUGGCACAGAUGUGUGUCAGCAGAACCUGCCAGGUCACUGUCCUGCUGCGGAUCCUGCAGUGAAUCUGCUCGCCACAUGUUCACUCCUGCAAAAUCCUGUUCUCUUCUAAGGAAAAUACCUCUACAUUCACUUUCUUAUAUCAUGUUGCUAAACACAUCAAAUCAAGCUACAUAUGAUUAAUUUCAUUAAAAAUAUUUCAUCUCUGAAUUCCAUCCCUUUCUCUCCUCUAAUACUCUUUCUACCCAUGCUUGUCAUCUGGAUUUUCCGUCAUCUUGUUUAUCUGAUCCCUAGGUCUCAUUCCAGUUUCCCUUCUGCCUGAUUUCAUAUUUAGUGAAGCAAAAAAUAGGACAGGUCAUUUUAAAUUUCAUUCUACCCGAAAGCAUUCUUUGCUGUAGUCUGCGUCAUCCUACCUAAACAUCCUAAGCAUCAGUUUGGCACAUAGCAUUUGAGUGUUUUAGUAUGGGAAUGCUCUUGUUUGUGGCCAAAGACAGAUCAGCUAGCCAGAGAGCAUGAGCUCUGUCCUGGGAUCCAGGCUUGACCCUCAGA